Austrofundulus limnaeus is the source of this 920-nucleotide messenger RNA. RefSeq names its product apolipoprotein A-IV a (gene apoa4a). The transcript has 4 exons. The coding region runs from base 59 to 823 and encodes 254 amino acids. Gene Ontology annotation, molecular function: phosphatidylcholine-sterol O-acyltransferase activator activity; cholesterol transfer activity; phospholipid binding. Gene Ontology annotation, biological process: acylglycerol homeostasis; cholesterol efflux; phospholipid efflux. Gene Ontology annotation, cellular component: very-low-density lipoprotein particle; chylomicron; low-density lipoprotein particle. The record is from RefSeq and is a predicted model, not a curated record. NCBI's taxonomy places the organism in Eukaryota, Metazoa, Chordata, Actinopteri, Cyprinodontiformes, Rivulidae.
GCACCAACUCAUCCUGCUCUGAAGAACAUACCUGCCUCUGAAAGGAAGAAGUCCAAUCAUGAAGGUUCUGGUGGUUCUCGCUCUCCUCUCCGUGUGUCAUGCCAACAUCCUGUGGCCCGAGGUGCAGAAAACCAACCUGGAUGUGGUGAAAGAUGCUUUCUGGGAMUACGUUGCCAAGGCGACACAAACCGCUGAGGACAACCUGAAGCUGAUCCGAGAGUCUGAGCUGGGACAGGAAUUCAACACCAGGAUCUCUCAGAGCGCAGACUCUGUGAACCAGUACGUGGUGGCUCUGCAGACCCAGGUGGCUCCCGUGUCCCAGGACUUCCUGACCCGGUUCACCCAGGAGGCCGAGCGGCUGAAGGUCCGCCUGGAGAAUGACAUGACRUCUGUGAGCGCCAACGUGAGGCCCUACGCCGAGCAGCUGGUGGAGAAGAUCCAGAACCAGGUGGAGGAGCUGAAGACGGAGGCGGCCCCCUACGCAGAGUCCAUGAACCCCGAGGCCCUGAAGGCGGUCCUGCUGCAGAAGAGCCAGGAUCUGAAGGGCCAGCUGGAGGCCRGCGUGGGCCAGCUGCAGGCCCAGAUGGUGCCCUUCACUGAGGACAUCAAGCAGAAGAUGGAGCAGAGCCUGGAGGACUUCCAGGGCAGCGUGAUCCCCCUGGCCAGCAGCUUCGAGACCCAGCUGGCCCAGAAGACCCAGGAGAUCCAGCAGAGUCUGGUUCCCUUCGGAGAGGAGCUGAAGGCCAAGCUGGACUCCAGCGCUCAGGACCUGCAGGCCCAGCUGACCGCUCUGUGGGACUCCUUCACCCAGAAGACCCAGUAAAAGACUCACCCAGAAAUAAAAUAUUUAUAAAACUUCUGCUGCUUGAAAUAAAAACCUCCAGUCCUGAAGUCCUGAGUCAUGACUGAAAACUGCUGAA